UAUUAUUGAAACAAUGAAUGAUUAUUGUGAUCCCUUUGGUUUUACCAAACAAACGAUGUCUUUACUGCGUGGUUUGGGUGUGCCUGAAUUAAUACCAGAAUGCAAGAAAAGAAAUAUAUCAACAGAUAUAUUACAUGAACUCACUGUGCAAGAACUAAUAAUGUUAGGCGUUAAUCCUAAAAAAGCUGAAGAAUUACAAAGUACUUUAAAUAUUAAGAGAAAAAGGUCUAAUAUUGUAAUAACAAAAGUUGAAGACAGGGUUGAACAUUUUCUUGAAAUAAUCAAACAUGGAGAGCAACAAUUUUGCUUAAUACAAGCACUUAUAGCAUAUUGUCGAUUAAGACUUGUUAAAGAACAAAUUAAUAUUUUUGUUGAUCCUAAUCAUUGUUUGACUGCUUCUAAAAUAUUACCUAUUGCUGUUGCGGCAACAUUAACAGAGUUAGAAGAUGCAAAAAAGAAUCUUUCUGAAGUUGAGGAAUUAAUUUUAGAGCUCAGUCGCAAUAAGAUGGACGGUGGAGCGUACGGCGGAGGAAAGGCAGGAGCCCCUUUCGACCCUAUUGCCUUCAUCCAAAGGCCUCAAGUCAUUCUAAGAGCUGUAUGUUUGCUCUUUGCGAUAAUCGUGUUCGGAUGCAUAAGCAACAAAGGGUACAUAAAAAAGGAAACCGGAGGAGAGGUGUGUCUUUAUAACGAAGACCACAAUGCUUGCAAUUACGGGAUAGGAAUUGGAGUCCUUGCCUUCCUUGCCAGCAUUGGAUUCCUUGCUGGCGAAUAUCUUUUCGAGCAGAUGUCUUCUGUUAAGACCAGGAAGCACUUUGUCCUCCUCGAUUUAGGGUUUUCCGGUUUUUGGGCAUUCCUCUACUUUGUCGGAUUCUGUUAUUUGACUAACGCUUGGAACAAAUCGCAAACACCAAAAGAUAAUUACGGAGUGAACAACGUUCAAAGCGCUAUUGCUUUCUCCUUCUUCUCCAUAUUUACCUGGGCUGGAUGUGCCUGGUUCGCCUUCCAAAGAUUCAAGCAAGGUACCGACGCUGCAUUCGCACCGAGUUACGAAGCAGAUCCUGUUGGUGGAACAGGAUAUACAAGUUAUCCCGAUGCGACUGACACUGGUUAUCAAGAACCACCGUUUGGUCAACAACAACAACAACAACAACAGCAACAACGGAUGCCCGAUUUUCGAGCUCCGGCUUACUAACCUUCUCAAACAUAAUCUAUCACUCUUGACACAACGCAAGAAAACAAUAGAUAAAAGAAGACAAAAGCUCUGCAAAUUUUCAAUGAUCGAGCAAUGUCGAAUAGAGUAAGUUUUCAUAGUAACAUAACUAGUGAAUGCAAGAGCAAAUGAAACAAGGAAACAGGAAAAAAAUAUAAAGAGAAAAUAAUGAGAAUAAGAAAGAGAAUGUGCGCGUAUGCGGAUACGUAUGUGUGUAUAUGUGUAUGAUUGAAAAAGAAGUAGAAAGAAUGCGUGAAUAUGUACGUGCAAGACAACAAAACGUUACUUGUUAAAACUGUGCUUCUUAUUGUUGACCACUUAUAAGUCUUACACCUAAAAAUCAGUGGCGUAAGCGAUAAAGAAAAAAAUAUAAAAAAAACGACACAUUUAAAAAAUAACACAUUGAAAUCGAAAAGGAAGUGUGCAAAGAAACAGGAGAAAGAGAGAGAGAGAAAGAAAGAGAGAGAGAAAGCGAAAAAAAGGAAGAGAGAGAAAGGGAGAAAGCGAAAGAUGGACAUUUACCAUCCAUAGAAUUAUAUAUAAAUGCAUAUAUAUAUAUAUUUAAGAUGUACCGAAAAUUGAACGAUACAAAGGGAAGAUAUAAAAUUAUUCACCGUAAAUACGAAACAAAUAUAGAGCAGAAAAGUAAACUUUUCUACAAAAUAAUUUUCAGUUUUCUUCAAAUAAGUUGCAAUUAAAAUUUUAAAAUGUACAUGUAGCUUUGUCAUCUAUUUCUCAAACUCGAGAACGUGCUUGAAAGCAUUAAUCGUUCAAUGUUUCAUGAACUCAUAGCUGCACUUAUAUUGUUUAAUAAACGAUAGGAGAGAAAAAUAGAGAAAAAGAAAGGUUAUUCUUUUUCACAAAUCUCUUCGAUCUCAAGGCGGGGUAUUUUAUAUUUUUCGUUUGUAUUGUCGUUUUCAGAACACCGUGUGUAUGUACACGUAUAUAUGUAUACAUAUUACAUAUAUAUGUAAUUGUAAACGGAUAAAGAAUAGCGGCUCUGUAAUAAUUCUUAAGUAGUUACAUGCACAUAUAUUUUACUGUGUUAUUAUAACGUGUUCAUAGAAAAUCGCGAAUACGACUGUACUACUGUUAACGACAAGACCUAUAUCGGACACAAAAAAAAAAAGAAAAAUAUUACAAUUCUGUUGAAAAUCGAAUUAUCAUUUUGAUUCUAUCAUUGCCGUAUACUAUCUUAUAUUAUAGGAGGAUCCUCCAUUUGCAAUACGUCGUGCAUUAACGCAUUAGCGAAUUGCAAGUAUAUGCUAUUUAUAUAAAAGAAUACCAGAGACUUAGUGAUACGUCACUAUGACGUGUUGUGCACUUUUUGAGUUCAUAUAAUUCCGUUUUAAUUUCUUC
Molecule: messenger RNA, 2569 nt
Organism: Frieseomelitta varia
Lineage: Eukaryota; Metazoa; Arthropoda; Insecta; Hymenoptera; Apidae
Gene: Syngr
Product: synaptogyrin
Exons: 8
Coding region: 14-1192 (392 amino acids)
Cellular component (GO): synaptic vesicle membrane; neuromuscular junction
Source: RefSeq, a predicted model, not a curated record